AUGGACUCGAUUGCCAAUCUCCAGGUGGACGCCCGCGGAUACGUCACUGACGAGGCGCGCGACAAGGUGUUCAGGCAGCUGCUGGCCCAGGCGGAGAACGCCGUGUGCAUAGACUGCAACGCCAGAAAUCCAACAUGGAUAUCGCUGACCUACGCCGUGCAUCUGUGCCUGAACUGCUCGGGCAGGCACAGGCAGUUCGGAUCUCACAUCUCCUUCGUCAGGUCCUCUGACAUGGACAAGUUCACUCGGGAGCAGCUCAUACGCAUGGCCCAUGGCGGAAACGCGCGCGCGAAGACGUUCUUCAGGCAGAUCGGGCUGACGAGGCAGCCGUACGACUACUCGUCGCCGAUGGCGCAAAGGUACCCUGCCAUGUUGGAUGCCGAACUCGGCACCGUGCAAACCCAGGCGCCCGAACGUGCCUUUUCGCAGAAGCAGCCAUCAUGUGACCUUCUAGAUUUGGGAAGUGACGACAUGUCGUCUAAAUCCGGCCACCAAAGUCCCGUUGCGACCAACAGCUUCUCCAGCAAUGCAACGCCGGCACCCAGGACCCCUACCGGGGUAAGCUCAAUGACACUCGGAAGAGGCACGCAUGACGCUCCUCGCAGCUGGGGAGCACGCACAGGCUCCUACGGUGGUCACGGCGCGGGAUUCGGUGGCAGGGUCGAGGUGGACUUCGAUGCCUUUGAAAAAUCUAUCAUCAGCGAGGCGUCACAGAAGAAAAACUUAAUCGCAGCACGCGCCACGGAACCGGCGUUGGAGGCGCGGGAGCAGACGCCUGCAAUGACUUUUGCAGCACCCGCGAGCACCCCGUCUCAGUACACACCGCCGCCUGACAUGAGCAGGUUCGCCGGCAAGACUGGCAUCUCGUCGGACCAGGUGUUCGGGCGCGGUGCAUACGCCCAGCAGCCGUCCGUGAACGUUUCCCUCAACCCGCACAAGACGAGCUUGUCGUCGGACGAGUACUUCGGCAGGCCGCCCAGGUCCCGGAGCAACUCCGAGAGCUUCGAGGAGCGCGCUGUACAAAACAUCAAGGAAGGCAUUGCCACGGCAUUAAAGGAGGGUAACAGAUUAGUGGGAAUGGCCAAGCAGUGGUUCAGUAACCACCAACUUUAA
Messenger RNA from Babesia ovata, 1113 nucleotides. RefSeq names its product GTPase activating for ADP ribosylation factor. The transcript has a single exon. Gene Ontology annotation, molecular function: GTPase activator activity. Gene Ontology annotation, biological process: COPI coating of Golgi vesicle. NCBI's taxonomy places the organism in Eukaryota, Apicomplexa, Aconoidasida, Piroplasmida, Babesiidae. Bases 1 to 1113 code for a protein of 370 amino acids. The record is from RefSeq and is a predicted model, not a curated record.